Dimorphilus gyrociliatus is the source of this 1250-nucleotide messenger RNA. NCBI's taxonomy places the organism in Eukaryota, Metazoa, Annelida, Polychaeta, Dinophilidae. The record is from the annotation of a GenBank genome assembly.
AAAUUGGAAUUGAUUUUGCCCCAAGAAUCAUAUUCUUUUCAUCAAAAAUGCAGGGUUUGGGCUCAAAUAAACUAUUUAUUUCAAACCCUUUUGAGGACUAUUCGACGAAUAGCGAUGUUGUAACUUCUGAUGGAGAACUUACUCUCGUAUUUAAAUCUCAACUUGAAAAGUUUAUAUCGGAUACUUUACUUCUCCUAGAAGAAAAAUACAACUCGGACGAAAUAGACCGUCAUGAUAACAGCGUUUAUACAGGAAUGAGUGGAGUGGCAUUUUUAUACAUAAAAUUGUAUGAAUUGGGAAUUAAACCUGAUGGACUUGAAAUCGCUUUGAAAUAUGUAGAGAAAUUUCUUCGCAGUAUAAAAGUACGUUAUAUAACUUUCUUAUGCGGAGAUGCUGGACCUUUAACAAUAGCUGCUUAUUUGUAUUAUAAAUUAAAUAAAAGCGAUGAAUUUCAAAUGUGUAUUGGACAUUUAUUAUCAGCGGAGGAGGAAGCUGUAAAAAGAUCAACUGCCGAUGAGCUGUUAUAUGGCAGAGUUGGUUAUUUGUAUUGCCUUCUCUGGUUAAAUAAGAAAAUAAAUCCAGAGCCAAUACCCCAAAAUCUUAUUCAAAGAAUUGUCAAAUGUGUAAUCACUAGCGGUUUAAAUUAUGAAAGAAAGGAACAGUAUCUGCCUCUUAUGUAUGAGUGGUAUCAGGAACAAUACGUUGGAGCCGCUCAUGGCUUGUCUGGUAUCGUUACUUUACUUUUGAAAAGUAAUUUUACUGACAAAGAAUUAAUGGUCCAAGAAAUUGAGGGAUUAUGCAAGCUGAAAUAUCCAUCGGGAAAUUUUUUCACAUUACUACAAUCAGAGGCAAAAGAAAUUCUGCACUGGUGUCAUGGAACUCCCGGAUUUACCUUUAUGUUCAUUGAAGCUUAUAAGAAACUAGGGGAUGAAAAAUAUUUAAAUGAGGCCAAACUGUGCGCAGACCGAAUUUGGGAGAAAGGAAUUCUAAAGAAAGGCUAUGGACUAUGCCAUGGCACAGCUGGAAAUGCAUAUUCUUUAUUAGCUGUUUACCAAGCGUCCAAAGAUAUAAAAUAUCUUCACAGAGCCGCAAAAUUUGCUGAAUUCUGUUUAUCAUAUGGCACUCAUAAUUGUCGUAUACCCGACAGACCGUAUUCUUUAUUCGAAGGAAUGGGUGGAACUCUUUAUUUUCUUGUAGACUUUUUAAAGAAUUAUGAAAACGCCAAAUUUCCUUGUUUCGAUGACAUUUAG